Molecule: messenger RNA, 1281 nt
Organism: Rhagoletis pomonella (apple maggot)
Lineage: Eukaryota; Metazoa; Arthropoda; Insecta; Diptera; Tephritidae
Product: protein late bloomer-like
Exons: 5
Coding region: 260-1006 (248 amino acids)
Cellular component (GO): membrane
Source: RefSeq, a predicted model, not a curated record
UUCUUCGUUAUAAUGUUUGUUGGGUGUAAUACCAAAAAUAGAAUAACUGAAUAAUAGAGAAAAAAUAUCGCCCUGUUUCAUUGACAAGCAAUGUUAAUAUUUAUUUUACAUACAAUUUUCUGACAUCGACUUCAGUUACGACUUUGGUGUGUAAGGAAACAAAUCGUUUGCAUAGCUAGACAAUAAAUAUUAAUAUUUAAAUAAAUAUUUUUUUAACUAAAUCACCGGCUAAGUGAGACGUUAAACUAAAACAUAUAAAAUGAGUGUAAUCCUUUCGACUGUCAAGUGUUUUGUAUUCGCUUUUAAUUUUUUUAGUUUGAUACUUGGCAUUUGUAUUGUUUGUUUGAACACUUUCGGCUUGGAGUAUGCCAUACCGAAUACGGACGAGCACACCUACUGUAUAGUUGGUAUCAUUUUGGGCUCUUUUGUAUGCAUGGCCACGCUUUUUGGCUGUUAUGGUGUUGUCUGCGAGUCGUUAGGCGUCAGUGUAAUUUACUCGUUCUUCAUGCUGAUGUUGUUGGCAGCACAAUUGCUGCAAAUGCAGACGUAUAAACAUCAGAAGUUCUUCACGAAUGCGCUGGAUCUGCUGGAGGACGCAUGGGAUGAAGUUGGUGUAGAUCCAGAGACAAUGCACUCGGUGGAGGUAAAUUAUCACUGCUGUGGCCUAUAUAAUGCCAAUGACUACCGGUACAUACGUAUGUCAACGCCCGUAAGCUGUUAUCGCUACCAAAAUGCUACGCUUGAAUCGAAUUUAUUUACUCGCGGGUGUGUUGAAGCGCUGGAAACGACGUACCAUAAGACCAUGGAGCGAGAAAAUGUUUUCAAUUGGUCCCUACUGAUCACUGAAUGCGCUGUCUUUCUCUACUCGUGCGUUCUGAGCAUUUUGCUUUUCAGACGUCAUCGCGCAACAUAUCGAACAGGCAAUGAAGAGGAUGACUAUGAGGCUCAACAACCUGGGCCGCACUUCAACCAUGUCAACUCGCGCUCCCAUUUGCUCUCCAAUUAAUGAAAGUGCUAAAAGAAGUACUAUUGCAAAAAUUCAUAUUUAAUUUUUAAUUUCGCAGUAUCUGAAAUUUUAUGUUUAAAAUUAGAAAUAGAAAUUUUAGGUAAGUAGUUGUAAACUACUAAUACUGUUUUAUGUACAUACACAUACAAUGUACAUAAAUACUUAUACACAUAUUGUAAACUCAUAUCAUAGCUAAAAAGAAAUCAUACGAAAACAUUUAACAUUAUUAAUUUGUAUACGCUAAUUUUUAAUAAAUUAUUUUUGAUAGAAAAAUA